Messenger RNA from Trypanosoma cruzi, 723 nucleotides. RefSeq lists its product as uncharacterized. Bases 1 to 723 code for a protein of 240 amino acids. The record is from RefSeq and is a predicted model, not a curated record. NCBI's taxonomy places the organism in Eukaryota, Euglenozoa, Kinetoplastea, Trypanosomatida, Trypanosomatidae. The transcript has a single exon.
AUGAAGCGCAUGUAUCGUCAUGUUUCGUCGUAUGCCCCGGGUGGGGUCCUCGCAACGAUGCGUCGACCGUGCCGUAGCAGUGUCUUUUCCUUGACUACCGGUAGUCCUGACGCAGGUGGUGGGGCGGUGGUGGUGAUGGAGUUGGCCGCGGUGAUGGCUGCAUCCAGUGCCGCGUACACGCAGCGACGUGGAUUUCGUAAGGAGUUGUUUGAAGGGCCUCUUGACAUCAAACCUGGCGAGCGCAGGGCGCGGAAAGGUCCGCCGGUAGCGCACAGCCUACCUGUGUACAAAACUGCUCACAAACUUAACAAUAGUGUACGAUGGAAGAACGCGAACUUAAUUACAAAUGUGGCAGGCGGAAAAGACUACCGUCUACGCGAGACUCAGGGCGAGGGGACGUUUGACGAGUCCGGUAUGUACCGCGACUGGCUGUACGGCGACGAACGGCGGUAUGCAAACUACAUUGGCGUCGCACUCGGCUGUCUGAGCAUUGGGCUGUUCCUGUACACGAUGCGGGUCAUGGGCGCGGAGACGUGGGAUAUUCCCGCCCCCGUACUGGCGUCCCAGCGCAAGAAGACAGCUGCCGCCAAGGCGGCAUCGGAAGGAGCAGCGACGGCGGGAAAUGAAAAGGGAGCAGAAGGCCGUAGUGGUGAUGACGCAGCUCAAGUGCCAGAUGCACUCGCCAUGUUGAAGAAACCGGUGAUUGUGUCAAAGGCGGCGUAA